AUGAUGAAAUAUGAAUUAGAGAGCUCUACAACAACUCCAGAUUUAAUGGGCAGAAAAAAUAUACAUUAAUAAAUUCUACGCAAAUUAAAGAAUUUAGUUGAUCACAUACCUUAUUAGGAUUAAGAAGUCCCAAUUAAUGAUUAAUAUAUAUUAGAACUAUUAGCUGUUUUAGUUAAGAUAUUUAAUAGUGGAUUAGAUAUGUUAGUAUACAAUUUAGAAAUCUCUAGCAAAUUUAAAGUCCAUAACUUUCAGAAGUUCAUAGUGGAUUCUUUAGUCAUCUCUACCCAGUCAUAGAGAAUAGAAAGUCAACCAAAUUCAUCUAAAAGUGCCUGAAAUUCGUUAAAGUAGAUAGGCUUAAAGCUCCUAUUUGGAUCUUAUUAGAAUUGAAUUCAAAUACUCUUUUGGAAUUUAUAUUAUCUAAUGAGACUAAAGAAAAAUAUUAAAAUAAUGCAUGUAUUAGACAAGGAGAAUUAGUUGAUAUUCUAGAUAGUUAUUAUUGCAAACAUAUUAAAUUGAUAGGUGAUAAAAUUUAUGAUCUGCCAACACCUUUAUAUAGAGAAUAAAGUAAUACAAAAACAUUCUUUCCAUAACCUCCAAAUAUAUCAAAUAAUAUGCAAGGAGAUCUCUUUGAAAGAUUUCAAUAAUUUGAAGAUAUAUAACCAAUUAAACAUGUUUUCUCUUUAGAUUGUGAUGAUUCUGCAACUCAUGCACCUACACAUAGAAAAUAAGAUAUGGAAACACCAGAUCUAAAUUUUGGUAGUCCAAUGAUGGAAUAAGAUUCUAUUAAAGGUGAUGAAUCAGAUGAAGAAUAACAUAAAGCAUUACCUUAAUAUAUUUCAUUUUAAUGCAAAAAAUCUACAAAAUUAUUAAGAGAAUUAAGAGAUAAAUAAAUUGAAGAAUAUUGGAAUUGUCAAUAAACACCAAUUAGUAAAUUUACAGGAUAAUGUCAUGCAUGUUAAACAUAAAUUUAAAAGAAUUCAUAUUUCUUUUUUUAAGGGACAGCAUAUUAUUGUCAUUAUAGUGGUUUAUUUUUUUGUCGUUAAUGUAUUAGUAAUGAAUUAAGUGUUAUUCCACAUUUAAUUCUUAAUAAAUUUGAUUUUAAUAAAUAUUAAGUUAGUAAAGAAGCUUAUGAAACUAUUUAAAAGAAUAUGAAGAAAAUCAUUUUUUAAAUUAAUUAUUUUGAUAAUGUAGUAUAUUAGAAUCAAAUAUUAUAUGACUUUCUAAUAAAAAAAAGAUCUCUAAGAUUGAUGUAUGAUUUAUUAUGUCAAGACUUUAAUUUUGAUUUUAAUUUCACUUAAAAUUACUCUCAUUUACUAUUGCCAAUUAAUCUCUUUAGUAUAUAAAAUUUCAUUGACAUUAAUAAUAAAACAUUAUUUAAAAUUGCUAAUAAUGCAUAUGAUUAUGGCUUAGAUCAUAUCUCUAAAUGUCCAUAAUGUUAAAAAUUAAGUGUUAAAUGUGCUGAAUGUUUAAAAGGAAAUAUUUAUAUCUUUGAUAUUAUUGGAACAUAGUACUGCAGAAAAUGCAAGAAAAUAUUUCAUAGGUCUUGUUUCUACGAUAAAUGUACAAAAUGUGGGCAAAAUCAAUAUAUUGAUAGAAGUAAUUUACAUCAUUGA
This is a messenger RNA of Paramecium primaurelia, 1613 nucleotides long. Lineage: Eukaryota; Ciliophora; Oligohymenophorea; Peniculida; Parameciidae. The record is from the annotation of a GenBank genome assembly.